UACACUUCAAAGAAAUUCCACGCGUUGAAUUGAAAUUCUUAUUUUUUAUUUUAAUGAUAAACGACGAGGCCAUGGCGAAGAUUGUGGGCACCGCUUGGCUGUGGCUGCCGCUGAUGUUGUACAUUAUGUUUGAUGUGAAUUAUUUUCUACGCACCGGUCUGACAGUGGGGCUGGGCUGGAUAAUGCAGAAGAAACACAAAGUGACGGAUAUGACAACGAUCUAUGGAGUGUGCACUACACAGGAUGUGGACAUCUUUAUGCGUCAUAUGAAUAAUGCGCGCUACUUGCGCGAACUGGACUUUGCCUGCUAUGACUUCUACACGCUGACGCGACUCUAUAGACGCGUGCGUCAGCGCGGCGGCAGCAUAAUGCGCUGCACCACCAGCAUACGCUAUCGCCGCUCGAUAUAUCUGUUCCAGCCGUACAAGAUAUGCACGCGCUUGGUGUGGUGGGAUGACAAGGCUGUCUACUUGGAGCAGCAGUUCAUAACGCUGAGCGAUGGAUUUGUGCGCGCUGUUGUCUUCACCAAGCAAUGCAUAACGGACUGCAGUGUGCUCGAGGUGUUGAGCACUUAUCCGGAGGUGGCGGGGGCGCUGCCUGAGCUGCCGGCGGAGCUGAAACUAUUUCUGGAUGCCAUUGAGGUUUCGAGUCAGAAGUUGCGCAAACACGAUUAAAGCAAUGCGAUGCGCGUAUGCGUAAUAUGUUACGCAUACGCCACAGCAGCCAAUGCAUACAUAUAUAU
Molecule: messenger RNA, 742 nt
Organism: Drosophila busckii
Lineage: Eukaryota; Metazoa; Arthropoda; Insecta; Diptera; Drosophilidae
Product: protein THEM6-like
Exons: 1
Coding region: 54-674 (206 amino acids)
Source: RefSeq, a predicted model, not a curated record